UCCCGGCGCGGGGUUCCUCCCACGCAGCUUCCCAUUCAAAAGAUGCCGAAGGGGCGGCGCGGCAGCCAGAGCCCCACCAUGAGCCAGCGGCCGGCCCCGCCCCUCUACUUCCCUUCCCUCUACGACCGCGGCAUCUCCUCGUCCCCGCUCAGCGACUUCAACAUCUGGAAGAAGCUCUUCGUGCCGCUGAAGGCGGGAGGGGCGGCGGCGGGCGGGGCGGUGGCGGGGCGACCCCUGCCGCAGGUGCCCCAGGUUCCGGCGCCCCCGCCGCCGCCACCCGGCCUGGGGCCUCCCGGCGAGCGCCCCUGGCCCCCGCCCUGGCCCUCCGGCCUGGCCUCCAUCCCCUACGAGCCACUGCGCUUCUUCUACUCGCCACCGCCGGGGCCCGAGGCGGCUGCCUCGCCUCUGGCCCCCGGCCCCACGACCCCCCGGCUCGCCUCCGCCUCCCACCCCGAGGAGUUAUGCGAGCUGGAGAUCCGGAUUAAGGAGCUGGAGCUGCUCACCAUCACUGGGGACGGCUUCGACUCCCAGCGCUAUAAAUUCUUGAAGGCACUGAAAGAUGAAAAGUUACAAGGACUGAAGACAAGGCAGGCUCCUGGAAAGAAGUCGGCCUCUCUCUCCUGAGGAGCUGCCCACCAGAGCCUGGGCAGCCACCUCCUUAGGUGUUAGUGCUUAGAUAAUGUGUCCUGUUUGUUGGCAUUUCAAAGGUUAUUUUCUGUUCUGUAUUUCCUGCUGUUCUCAUUGCUCCCAGCAUGUACUCCACAUACAGUGCCCACUUGUGGGGUAAAUCUCAUGGUCUGUCUCCUCUCUGUGCUGCAGCUGGGGGUGGGUGC
Messenger RNA from Callorhinus ursinus (northern fur seal), 833 nucleotides. It is a transcript of the gene CUNH11orf91, whose product is annotated as chromosome unknown C11orf91 homolog. Lineage: Eukaryota; Metazoa; Chordata; Mammalia; Carnivora; Otariidae. The record is from RefSeq and is a predicted model, not a curated record.